AUGGCGGACCUCAAGCCCCCAUUCACUGAAGAGACUGCGAGAAAGAAGGUUAAAUUGGCGCAGAAUCUCUGGAACACUCAGGACCCUGCUCGUGUCGCGCAAGCAUACACGCCAGACUGCAUCUGGCGCAACCGCACCUCGUUUUUCUCCGGAACAGAGGGGAUCAUCAGCUUUCUCACGGCGAAAUGGAAUCGCGAACGCAACUAUAGGCUCCGGAAAGAGCUAUUCUCAUUCACUGAUGAUCGCAUUGCUGUUCAGUUCUGGUACGAGUUCCAGGACGCCGAAGAUGGCAUGCGGUGGAAGCGGUGCUACGGCCUGGAAGAUUGGACUUUCGACAGGGAAACGGGGAGGAUGCGUAAGCGUAUGAUGUGUGGCAAUGACAUGUUACUCGGCCCUGAUGGUAACGGUGAUGGACGGUGGUUUGUGGAAGGUGUGGACAUCGAGGACGUGGACAUUAGCGAGGAGCACUGGUGA
Aspergillus calidoustus is the source of this 474-nucleotide messenger RNA. The record is from the annotation of a GenBank genome assembly. NCBI's taxonomy places the organism in Eukaryota, Fungi, Ascomycota, Eurotiomycetes, Eurotiales, Aspergillaceae.